AUGAAGCGAAGGAGUGGCGAAUUCGAGAGAAUCACGGGAGCAAAGGAGCAGAGCGAGCAGCCGAGAAACAAGAGAACGGCGACGACGGUUGGUGGUGGAGAGGGUGGGGCACAAGACGAGGGGAGCGAGAGUGGCGGUGGGGAGGACAAGGCAGAAAUCACGUGCCUUCCACUCGGCGCGGGGCAGGAUGUGGGGAAGAGCUGUGUGGUGGUGCUGGUGGGCGGCAGGGCGGUGAUGUUCGACUGUGGCAUGCACAUGGGCUACCAGGAUGCGCGCCGCUUCCCCGCCUUCCCCCGCCUCCGCGCGUUCAGCCACGGGCAGCAGCAGUGGCAGAGGCAUGAAGGAGAGCAUGUGGACUACACGGGGAUCAUUGAUUGUGUCAUCGUCACCCACUUUCAUCUGGACCACUGCGGAGCGCUGCCGUAUUUCACGCAAGUGUGCGGCUACCAGGGGCCCGUUUACAUGACGUACCCCACCAAGGCGUUGGCACCCCUGAUGCUGGAGGACUAUCGGCGCGUGGCAGUGGAGAGGAGGGGCGAGGGCGAGGAGGGGCUGUUCUCCAGUGCGGAUAUCACUGCGGCCGUGGGCCGAGCCAUCCCGGUAGACAUCCAUCAGACCAUUCAAGUGAACGAGCACAUCACCAUCACUCCCUACUAUGCCGGCCAUGUCCUGGGAGCGGCCAUGUUCCACGUGCAAGCGAGCAACGGCGCGUCCGUGCUCUACACAGGUGAUUUCAACAUGGCACCUGACAGGCACCUGGGAGCAGCCAGGGUGGAUCCUCGCCUUCGACCCGACCUCAUGAUCUCCGAGUCCACCUACGCAACAACCAUCAGGGAGUCCCGGCGGAGUCGAGAGGCAGACUUCCUCUCACGCGUGCACGCGUGUGUGGCAGCAGGGGGCAAGGUGCUCAUCCCUGUGUUCGCCAUGGGGCGAGCGCAGGAGCUGUGUGUGUUGCUGGACGAGUACUGGCACCGCAUGGGCCUCACUUUCCCCAUCUACCUCAGUGCUGGCCUGACCUCCCAGGCCACGGUGUUCUACAAGACUCUGCUGACGUGGACCAAUCAACACAUCCAGUCAGCCCAUGCCAACCGCAACAUCUUUGACUUCCGCCAUGUGCGGCCAUUCGACCGUGCCCUACUGGACGCCCCGUCACCCAUGGUGUUGUUCGCCACGCCCGGCAUGCUCUCAGGGGGUCUCUCCCUUCAGGCCUUCAAGGCCUGGGCGCCACACCCCCGCAACCUGCUCGUGCUGCCAGGAUGCGUCUCAGUGGAGGCCGCUGCAGCCUCACCACCUCAGUGGAAAGUGUUUACCUUCUCGCUCCUCUCUCCCCCCUCCCUUCUGCCGCCCGCGGCUCCCCCUCUGCCGCCUAGGUUCUGCAUGGCCGGCACGGUGGGCGGCAAGAUCAUGGCCAUGGCCUCCACCAAUGCUGCUGCUGCUAGCGGGGGUGGGGGUGGGGAUGGAGGGGAUGGAGGAAGAGAAGGGGGAGGGGGAGGCGGAGGGAGGGUAGCCGUCGACCAGAGCACGCAAGUGGCGGUCAACUGUCAGGUGCAUGUGCUCUCAUUCUCCCCACACACCGAUGCCAAGGGCAUCACCGACCUUAUCCGCCACCUGGCGCCGCGCCACGUCAUCCUGGUGCAUGGCGAGCGUGCCAAGAUGGCGCAGCUACGGGACAAAAUUGCCGACCAGAUGGGCAUUCCAUGCUUUACCCCGGCCAAUCAUGAGACAGUUAGGGUGCCGGGGACGGUCACUCAGAAUGUUGCAGUUCCGCGUGCAAUGAUGGUGGCUGAUGGUUUGACGGGGAAUGGGACGAUGGGGAGUGGAGGAGGGGAGGAAGAACCGGGGGAAGGAGUUAGGUCCCUGUUGGAGUCCUCACGCAAGUUCUACGAAGCGAAGCACUCUUUAGCGCAGCACGGCGUGCGGGUGGACGGCGUGUCGGUAGAUCUAGCGGCGAUGAUGGCGCUUAAAGCGGACGCCAUAGAAAGCCUGACGUCGGGCGUCGAGCGCAUGUUCGAGCAGCACCGAGUUAACUACGUCAAGGGCGCGGGCCGCAUCACAGGCACGCACGAGGUCACCGUGAGCCUGUUAGACGCGCACGGGCAGGUCGGGCAGGCGAAAAAAGUCCUCUCGGCGAAGAAUAUCAUCAUCGCGACGGGGUCGGACAUUCGGCAGGUGCCUGGGGUCCCGAUCGACGAGAAAAAAAUCGUUUCGUCGACUGGCGCGAUGUGCCUUGAGAAGGUUCCGGAAAAGAUGCUGGUGGUGGGCGGCGGGGUGAUCGGACUCGAAAUGGGGUCCGUAUGGAGUCGCCUGGGCGCAGACGUGACUAUACUGGAAUUCGCGGAUGGCAUUGGCGGGUACAUGGAUAACGAGAUUCGGCAGGCGUACCACCAGAUUCUCGAAUCCCAAGGGCUGAAAUUCCUCCUGGGAACCAAGGUGGUGCGUGGGGACGCUUCGGAGGAAGGCGUGGUACUGCAGGUAGCGCCGGCGAAAGGAGAGGGCGAGACGCGGGAGGUUCACGCUGACGUGGUGAUGGUGGCGGCAGGGCGCGUGCCUUGCACGAACGGGCUAGGGUUAGAUGAGGUGGGGGUGAAACGAGACAUGAACGGACGGAUAUUCGUGGAUAGCCAUUUCAGGAGCACGCGGCCUACUGUGUAUGCUAUCGGGGAUGUUAUUCCGGGACCCAUGCUGGCGCAUAAGGCGGAGGAGGAUGCAAUUGCGUGUGUGGAAAACAUCAUGAACGGGCACGGGCAGGUGAAUUAUGCGACGGUGCCCGGGAUUAUUUACACGCACCCGGAAGUGGCGAUGCUGGGUAUGACCGAGGAGGAGCUGCAGGCGACGGGGAUGGAGUACACGGUGGGUAAAUUCCCCUUUAAAGCGAACAGCCGGGCGCGGGCGAUGGGGGAGGUGGAGGGGUUUGUGAAGAUUCUAGCGGAUAAGGAGACGGAUCUAGUGCUGGGCGCGCAUAUACUGGGGCCGAGCGCGGGAGAGCUGAUCAUGGAGUGUGUCUUGGCCAUGGAGCAUGGUGCCACGACGCUGGAUUUAGCCCGCACGUGCCAUGCACACCCCACGCUGACGGAAGCUGUGAAAGAGGCUACUUUGGCCGCCCAUGGGAAGCCCAUUCACUCGGAUAAAAAGGGGUUGGAGGUUGGUGCGGCAGAGAGGGUGGGUUUGGGAGACAGGAAGAGUGGUGCAGGUGGAGUGAGGGUGGGGAGAAGCGGAUUGGAGGUGACGCAUGCAUUGGAGCAGGGGUGGAUAACCGCCCUGACAGAUGCUUGA
Molecule: messenger RNA, 3273 nt
Organism: Closterium sp. Naga37s-1
Lineage: Eukaryota; Viridiplantae; Streptophyta; Zygnematophyceae; Desmidiales; Closteriaceae
Source: the annotation of a GenBank genome assembly